CUUCUGCCGAUUCCUUGCCGAUCCCGACUUCGAUCCUCAUUACGGCUGACAGCGGUUGUCUUCUUGUCCUUGCUCAACCAAGUCAUCAUUCCUUUUCCUCAUCACUGUUGACGUUUCGCUUGUUGAUGGUGGGUCCUGAACAGAUUCUCCAUCGCUUCUCAAUUGCUGAAGAGGCUCGGUCUAAUUACCUACCCACCGAAAACCGCCGGCGCCCUGUUUGGAAGGGGUGUAGUACGCUACCUCUUUAACUCCAACACCAUCAAACGAGGACGGUUCCUUGCUUCCCACACCAUGAGAGCUCGGCCAACAAAACUGCAGCCAUGGCCGACAUUCCCAUUUUGAGCAGCAACCUGAACGGCUCGGACACAAAAGAAAGAGCGCGAGCGCGAGCCUGUGUCUACUGUAACAAGUCCAAAACCAAGUGCAUAUGGCCUGAUGGUGAACCGGGUGUUGGCGCUUGUCAACGGUGUGCCCGGUUGCAUCGUCCCUGCACGGUCCCUCACACGGCGAAAGAAAGACGGCGCGGAAGAGGUACUCGAGUCGGCCAACUAGAGGAAAAGAUUGACGGUCUCGUGUCACUCCUGAACGCUUCAAGGCAGAUUCAACAACAGUCUUCAGCACCAAGAUCGGCUUCAACAACAUCUGAACCCCCUAUCUCCGGCCAUGAUGCGCCAGACAGCGCAGUCUUUGGUCAACUGCCAACACCGGCGACAUCAAGCCAGGAACAGCCAUCGGCCUCGCGACCCUUUUGUAUACUCCCCAUGAGCUGCCACCAUGUCAAUGAUGGUCACCCUGGAGAUUGUACCGGCCAACAUGGACAAGAUUGCCCUCCUCCGGGCCAUACCACCCUUCAGACUCCAACCUCUACUGCCCUGAGUUCCUCUGGAGGGUCCGAGCCUACAAACAGUUACAUACCGCCAACGGCUUGCAUCGAGAUCACUCCACAGCCAUACGGCUACCUGCGCAUAACCAUGGGUGAAGCAGAUCGGUUGCUCAAGUUAUACCAAACCGACUAUCAUCCUCGAUUCCCGUUUGUGCCCAUCCCACGGAAUACAACAGCGCAAGACCUUUUCCAGAGGCAGCCAUUCUUAUUCCGGACCAUUAUUCAGAUCGUUGCCCCUCAGAGCGCCGCUUCGCAACGUGGUUUCACGACUUGGUUUCGUGAGUACAUUGCAACCCAUAUCGUUGUCAAACAGGAGAAGCGGCUGGACCUGCUACAAGCCAUAUUGCUGUUCAUUGCAUGGAGCGAAUCUCAUUACUAUGCUGAAUCAUGGGUGACAACCUUGCACCAGCUAGCAGUCGGUCUUGUGGUAGAUCUGGGCCUCAACAGCCACAAACCCUCCAAGCAGGACGGCAAUGGUGCAAAUCAGUUUGUGGAAGAUGCCAGGCGUCUCAAUGGCCACCGGGGACGGCCGCCUCAUACACUAGAAGAUAUGCGGGCCUAUCUCGGAUGCUUCUAUGUCAGUUCACUCACGGCUGCCUUAUUUCGACAUAUCCCUUUGAUGCCCUGCUCCACCUACUUAUCCUUCUGUUGUGACAAGAUCGAAGCCGAGCAGGAAUACAUUGCGGACACAUACCUUGUGGUCCUCAUUAGAAUGCAUCGCAUUCUUUGUAGGAUCAUUGCGGUUUUCCCGGCUCCCGAUUCGGAUGGGAGCGGUACUGCGACCUUCUCCGCAGCCGCACACAUGGCAAUGUCAAAUCUGCGUGCCGAGCUAGAUGAUUUCAAGUUGCAAGUACCAAGGAACAUUCGAGACAAUUUGUCGUUUGAGAUUGGCCUCAAAGGCAUACUCGUCAGGCUAUACGAACCCGUAGUCUAUAUGGCGUCAUCGCCGGUUUCAUCCAUUGACGGCAUCCGAAAGUCGGAAGCAAUGUGGUGCUGCCUGGAUGCUCUCAAAGCAACGUUGGAUGCAUAUGCUUCCAUCCCCGUGGCCGACCUCAGUUAUCUACCCUUCAACACCUACUGCCACAUGACAUUCUCCUUGAUUACCGCUACACGCCUGGUUGUCUUGCAAGAUCCGGAUUGGAAUAGCAAGCUCGCGGGCGAAAGCCUUGACUUUGCCGGCAUAACGCAACGCAUUAGUGACCGGUGCGAUCAGGCGGACACCGUGGCCAUUGCAGAAGAAUGGCGGCGAAAGCGCAAAUAUGUCAAUGACACUGUGUCAGUGAUGUCCAUGCACCGCAACAAGCUCCGAUGGAUUCGUUCGUGGUAUCUCUCCAAGACAGCAGCACCGAAUCCUGCCGCUCCUGAAAGUCACUCACCGGUACACCAUUCGGAUUCACAAUACCAAGGACAAAUCCUGCCAGCUACUGAGAUGAUCGCAGAUACCGGGAACCCCGCGCCCGUUGAGGCACUGUCGCCGGUGUCAUUCCUAGGCGACGAAUGGUGGCAAGCAAUGCUGGAUGAUAUGAGCUUUCUCCAGCCGUAG
Messenger RNA from Neurospora hispaniola, 2426 nucleotides. RefSeq lists its product as uncharacterized. Gene Ontology annotation, biological process: regulation of DNA-templated transcription; DNA-templated transcription. Gene Ontology annotation, molecular function: DNA-binding transcription factor activity, RNA polymerase II-specific; transcription cis-regulatory region binding; zinc ion binding. The record is from RefSeq and is a predicted model, not a curated record. The transcript has 4 exons. Gene Ontology annotation, cellular component: nucleus. NCBI's taxonomy places the organism in Eukaryota, Fungi, Ascomycota, Sordariomycetes, Sordariales, Sordariaceae. Bases 321 to 2426 code for a protein of 701 amino acids.